Nerophis lumbriciformis (worm pipefish) is the source of this 2325-nucleotide messenger RNA. The record is from RefSeq and is a predicted model, not a curated record. NCBI's taxonomy places the organism in Eukaryota, Metazoa, Chordata, Actinopteri, Syngnathiformes, Syngnathidae.
AUGGCGACGCUUAAGGGCUCCGAGAGCCACUCUACGGGGGCAAAACAAAGACAUUGCAAAAGUAAUAUCGUAAUCAAGUUGACGGAGAGUCAAAUCACAGGGCAGACUUUUAGUCGUGGGACACAGCUCCCAGGGGGUCUCCUUCAGGAGAGGGACACGCGGGCCAAAUGGCAAGGCAUUCCUUCAUUGCUACAGAAGCUCUACGAGAGCAGUCAUCCCAACAGUGACCUUGCCAAUGCCCAUGGCCUAGUUAAGGUGUUAUCAUCACAACUGUCCAUGGAGGCCAUGUCUUUUGUCACAGAGGACAGAAAGACUGCUCAGGAAUCCACCUUCCCCAACACGCACACCUUUGACCUCUUCGGUGGAGUACAUCUGCUAGUAGAGAUCUUGAUGAGACCCACGCUAACUAUGCAGAAGAAAAAGCCCAAAAUGAAUGAUGAUUUGGUGAAAGACUGCCUUAGUGUUCUCUACAAUUGUUGCAUCUGUACGGAAGGUGUGACAAAAAGUCUGGCUGCUCGGGAUGACUUUGUUCUUUUCCUUUUUACUCUGAUGACAAAUAAGAAGACCUUCCUUCAGACUGCAACUCUCAUUGAAGACAUACUUGGAGUUAAGAAGGAGAUGAUCCAUUUAGAGAGUAUCCCAAAUUUGUCAGGACUUGUACAGAGUUUUGACCAGCAACAGCUGGCCAACUUCUGCCGCAUCCUGUCAGUCACCAUUUCGGAGCCCGACUUGGGCAACGACGACAAGCACACCCUGUUGGCAAAAAAUGCCCAGCAGAAACGCAACUCGAGUCCCUCGCGGGCAGAGGUCAAUCAGGUCACCUUGCUGAACAUCCCCGGAUUUAUCGAGCGUCUUUGUAAGUUGGCCACUAGGAAAGUGUCAGAGGCCACCGGGGCCAACUUCCUGCAGGAGCUGGAGGAGUGGUACACUUGGCUGGACAAUGCUCUGGUGCUGGACGCCCUCAUGCAGAUGGCGACGGAGGAGGCAGAACAAAGCAGCACAGAAUCAUCCGAUGAAAGCUCACUGGCUACCAGCCCACUGAGACAUCGUCUGCCCCCUUCUAUGAAAAUUGUCCAUGAGAUUAUGUACAAAGUUGAAGUGCUCUACGUGCUGUGUGUGCUUCUCAUGGGCCGACAGAGGAAUCAGGUUCACAGAAUGCUAGCUGAAUUCCGUCUUAUCCCAGGUCUUAAUAACCUGUUUGACAAGCUCAUCUGGAGGAAAUACACAGUAUCAAACCAUGUGGUGCACGGGCAGAAUGAGAACUGUGACUGUAGCCCGGAAAUCUCUUUCAAAAUCCAGUUUUUGCGUCUUCUCCAGAGUUUCAGUGACCAUCACGAGAACAAGUACCUCCUGUUGAAUAGCCAGGAGCUGAACGAACUGAGUGCCAUAUCCAUGAAGGCCAAUAUUCCUGAGGUUGAGGCUCUGGUCAACACAGACAGAAGUCUUGUUUGUGACGGCAAAAAGGGCCUACUUACACGCCUCCUCACCGUCAUGAAGAGGGAGCCUCCAGACUCAUCUUUCAGGUUCUGGCAAGCAAGAGCGGUGGAAAGUUUUCUGAGAGGUGCCACCUCCUACGCAGACCAAAUGUUUCUCCUGAAGAGAGGUCUAUUGGAGCACAUCCUGUUUUGCAUCAUCGACAGCGGCUGCACGUCCAGAGACGUCUUGCAGAGUUACUUCGAUCUGCUCGGAGAGCUCAUGAAAUUUAACAUUGAUGCCUUUAAAAGGUUUAACAAAUAUGUCAACACACCAGAGAAGUUCCAGGCUUUCCUGACACAGAUCAACAGUUCUUUAGUGGACUCCAACAUGUUGGUGCGCUGCAUCGUGCUGUCCUUGGACAGAUUUCAGAGCCAAACAGAAGAUGUUAAAGUAGUGGAGGUGCUCUCUGAGUGCUGUCUGCUGUCCUACAUGGCCCGAAUGGAAAACAGGCUGGCCUUCCUUUUCCGACUAGUCAACAUAAUCAACGUACAGACACUCACACAGGAGAAUGUGAGCUGUUUGAACACCAGUUUGGUUAUCCUCAUGUUGGCCCGCAGAAAGGCCAAACUGCCCUUUUACCUUAACGCCUUGCGUGAGAAAGAGUACGCUGAAAAGUACCCCGGCUGUCUGCUCAACAACUUUCGCAACCUCCUGCGCUUCUGGCAGUGUCACUACCUCAACAAGGACAAAGACAGCACCUGUUUGGAGAAUAGCUCAUGUAUCCCCUUCAGCUUCUGGAAGGAGACAGUGUCGGUCUUACUGGGCUCAGACAGGACUUCUCUGUGUGCCAUAGCCAGCUACAUCGACGAGCCCUUUAUGGAUCUGGACAGAGAUCUGUUGGACGAUUGA